AGGAUGGCGCGGAAAAUUGUGUCGCUGUCUUCUGUCUCCGCUCUCUGCUCAGGAGUCUCGCGUUGACGUUUCACCGGACAAACAAUAACAUUAGCGAGUGAGUCGCGUCAGUUUCGAUAAGUUAUAUCAUUCCUCUGCGUUUGUUGGUGAUAUUCUGCGUGCAGCCGCUUAGCCGCGGUUCUUCUCAAAACACCGGCAGCUAAAAACACACUGAGGUCUGAGGUGAGUGACGUCACUCCUCAGCCAUGAGUGUGUUGGAAGUGAAGUUCAUCGGAGAUGGGGACGUCGUGGAACACAUCGUGGACAAACAGGAGGGUGUACAGAGCAGCGGUGCGUCUGUCCACAAGUUGGUGACAUUGAAGAACCCGGCCAGACGGCAGCGCAGAGAAGAUGGAUCAGCAGCAGCAGCAGAUGAUGAUGAUGAUGCACAUUGUUCCUACGAUGAGAAGAAUUAUGUCCAAGCUUUAGGAACAGAAGAAGAUGAGGAUGGUGUGUCUAGAGUGGCUGGAUCCUCCAUUUUCACCUUUCAGAAAGUUAAACGAGGCCACAGCAUGGCCCAGACUGCAAGUGAGUUAGCACGGACUCCUGGGAAAAGCGUGACUUUCAGCAAGACCCCAAAUAUUGAACCCUCCACUCCAACUCGAAAAGGCCAUAAUCCCAAAGGGGAAGGUCGGACACCAAAGAAGAACAAGAAGGUCCAGUUUGUAUCCACAACACCCCACAGGCUCAGGAGGAGAAUUACAACUCCGAGCCUUCGGUCAGACAGUGACAGCGAGCUGUCGCCCUCAGACUCUGGAGAAGAGGAGGAUGAAGAUGGGAUAGAAGAAGACCAGAAAGUAAAGAAAGAGGAUAAAGAGAACGCGAAGACUCUGAGAACCCCGAGUAAAGGCUCAUCUGCAGCUCUCUACAAGACUCCCGCCAAGAAGAGCAAGAGCAACACCUCUGAAGCCUCCAACCAGCCCACUAUGGUUGAAGAAUAUUUUGAGGCCCAUGGCACAUCAAAAGUCUUGACGUCAGACCGCACCCUCGAGCGUCUACACACCCCCAAACUGGACAGGGAGACGUUGGUGAGGCUUUUAGAGGGAAAACAGUCCUGCUAUACAAAAGACAUUCAGCAGCUUCACAACAAACAUAGAAAGCACUUUAGUAAAUGGAUGUUACAGUUACAGUUGGGCUUCAGUGUUCUGGUCUAUGGUUUGGGAAGCAAAAAAGCUCUGCUGGAGGACUUCCGUGUGUCUAACUUGGCUCAAGAAAUCCACCUUGUGGUCAAUGGAUUCUUCCCCUCUAUUACUCUUAAAUCGAUCUUGAAUGCUCUGACAUGUGAGAUCCUUGACCAUCAAGGAAGUUUCCGAACACCCUCAGACCAGAUCAUGUUCAUCGCUCAGACUCUUAGAGACAGCCCAGAUCUACACGUGUACUUGCUCAUCCAUAACAUCGAUGGACCCAUGUUGCGAGGAGAGAAGACUCAGAGUGCACUGGGGCAGCUGGCAUCCCUCCCCAAUCUGCACUUGGUGGCUUCUCUGGACCACAUCAAUGCUCCACUGGUGUGGGACCAGUUUCAGCAGAGUCAGUUUAACUGGUUGUGGUGGGAGUGUGUGACGUUCCAGCACUACGCAGAAGAGACAUCGUAUGAGAACUCACUCCUGGUGCAGCAGACUGGCGCACUCGCACUGUCCUCCCUCACGCACGUGCUCCGCAGCUUGACUUCCAAUGCAAGAGGAAUCUUUAAGCUGCUGGUGAAAUUUCAGUUGGAAAACAAAGACAAUCCUUCAUACACAGGUUUGUCAUUCCAAGAUUUCUACCAGCGUUGUCGAGAGGCGUUCUUGGUCAACUCCGACCUCACGCUGAGGACUCAGCUGACGGAGUUCAGAGACCACAAGUUGAUACGAACGCGCAAGGGUGCAGACGGAGUGGAGUGCCUGAGCGUUGCUGUGGACUCAAGCACCUUGAUGGAUUUCUUGGAGAACGAGGAGGGUGACUAAAAUGAGGAUUUUUCCUCCUUAACGCCUGAUAAAUAUAAUUCAUGAACUGGCUUUCCCUGCGAGGAAAAUGUUUGGCUGAAUCAGUCACUGAUGUGCACAUUUGCUAUGAGACAUGUACCCAGCUAACUCUUUAAAUAAAGGGUUUAAGUCAACUUUACUGAUGAAAUGCUACAAUUUGUCCCCAGUGCUUCUUUUAUA
Solea solea (common sole) is the source of this 2180-nucleotide messenger RNA. It is a transcript of the gene orc2, whose product is annotated as origin recognition complex, subunit 2. The record is from RefSeq and is a predicted model, not a curated record. The coding region runs from base 246 to 1982 and encodes 578 amino acids. Gene Ontology annotation, biological process: DNA replication. Gene Ontology annotation, cellular component: nuclear origin of replication recognition complex; nucleus. Lineage: Eukaryota; Metazoa; Chordata; Actinopteri; Pleuronectiformes; Soleidae. Gene Ontology annotation, molecular function: DNA replication origin binding. The transcript has 15 exons.